Gongylonema pulchrum is the source of this 399-nucleotide messenger RNA. Lineage: Eukaryota; Metazoa; Nematoda; Chromadorea; Rhabditida; Gongylonematidae. The record is from the annotation of a GenBank genome assembly.
GAGUAUCGCCUGGCGAUGGAAUCAUUUGAGUGUUAUUGUAUGCAUCAACGAUAUACUUGGCUGGCAGUGGACAUUUCUCGCAACUAUACUCUAAAGCUCCUCUGUUCUCAAGAUCAGCGACAUUGUGUAACAGCACAACUGUUGCAAGAGAAUAACUUCGACUAUGUGCUGUUUGUGGACUCCGACAUGGGCGUUAUUAAUCCGAACAGGCGAAUCGAAGAAUAUAUUAUAGAAAACAAAGACAUUGUCUUUUACAAUCGCAUUUGGAAUUUCGAGAUAAUGGCCGGAAGCUUCCUUGCUAAGAAUACUAAAUUUGCAAUCAAUUUUCUGAGGAUGUGGGCAAAUUACAAUUAUCAUGUGCCGCGGUCGUUUCACGGAUCCGAUAACGCUGCUAUUCAU